Caenorhabditis briggsae is the source of this 612-nucleotide messenger RNA. The coding region runs from base 1 to 612 and encodes 203 amino acids. Lineage: Eukaryota; Metazoa; Nematoda; Chromadorea; Rhabditida; Rhabditidae. The record is from RefSeq and is a predicted model, not a curated record. The transcript is spliced from 6 exons.
AUGAGAGUGGUCAAAUUGUUACUUCUUCUUGGAGUUUUAAAGAAUGUAGGAUCAGUAUUAGUGCCAGAGUUGAAGUCAUGGUCAGAGGAUCGCUAUAUCCAAUGUGUUCACUGCAUGGACUACGAUCGGAGCCACAUUUCACUAUUUGGAUGCAAACCUAGACGCCCAAUUCUUUGCAACGGAAACGCUUGCUUUAUGAGAUUUCACAAAGAAUUCGAGCGACCGUCUGUUAUGUACACCAGUGGAUGUUUAAAUUUGACUCUAGCUGAGAUGGAAACAAUUGCACAUGCUCAGAAACAUUCGAAUGAAACUGGGAACAAAAAUGGAUCACUUCUCUGCGAGAUAGCUGAAAAAUCAGACACCUGCAUCUGCUCUAAUAUGGACAAGUGCAAUUUCAUCAAUCUGUCUCCAGAUUUUAGCGAGUACAAUAGAACACCUAUUCUGAAAAAUGUGAAAAUCGAUGAAAUCAAUCAUAUGAAGAUGUUUCUACCACACGAAUACCGACGACUUACCACCUACAGACAGUACCAGCAACAAAGCACCAUUCGAGUCUCCCACUUUUGGCUAAUCCCAAUGUUCGCAUUUCCAAUCAUAACUUUUUUCAACCGUUGA